AGGUGAUCAUCAUAUCAACGUAUCUUGCAAUAAAUAACUUUUAUCAGAUAUUUUCUUUCUUAAAGAUAUGACCUCACCCCUCUAGAAAAUGAUGCCUCAGAAGAAAUAGGAGAAGAAGUUAGGUCUGCUUCUUGGUGGGGAAAUGUUUCUUCUUCUUUUUCUUCUUCCGUUCAGUUUCAGCUAUACAGAAACCACUCAAUGCUCACCAGCGACAGCAGCGACACCUCCAGCUAUGGCCUGAGCAACACCGUGGAGAGCUCCAAGAACAUCCUCUACUCCACGGGCAGUCUGCCUCACACCUUGGAUGACCUGCUGGCUGGCAUGAAGGUGCCACAGAAAGAAGCCCGCCAGCCUCCACCAGCUCGCUCGAAGUGCAGCACCAAGAACGAAAGCGUCCUCAUCAAUUUGGACGUAAGCGAUGGAGAGACCAGCAUCUCAGACAGCGGAUCGGAUUCCCCUGUGUAUGUGCAGUUGCCGCCAGAGCCCGUCAUCCAGGAGCACACGGUCAGCACCAUCAAUGCUAAGGUCUCUUGGGCCGGCCCGCAAAACGGUGAGUUGAUAUCCUUCUAUGAGCUGCAACUGCAGGAGGCUAAGCUAGAAGGCCAAGGGAAAGAUAUCCACUGGUUCUGCUCACAGACAGAAGAGAACUUGGAAAACCUGACUCCUGGCACCGCGUACGUGAUCCGUGCCAGAGCUCUCAAUGUGGCAGGCACGGGGAAAUGGAGUCCACCUUACAAGUUUUGCACGAUGCAUCCAAUCCCAGGCAUGCCCCUGGAUCCUUCUCCUGUUACUGUCACUGUACGAAGGCGUCGGAAAUCCCAAAGGAAAACUAUCUUUAUUCCAUCUCCCUAAGAUGAUCUACAUCAGAGCAAUAAAGGAUGACAUCUCUGAUCUGC
Messenger RNA from Pantherophis guttatus, 896 nucleotides. RefSeq names its product fibronectin type III domain containing 8 (gene FNDC8). The record is from RefSeq and is a predicted model, not a curated record. NCBI's taxonomy places the organism in Eukaryota, Metazoa, Chordata, Lepidosauria, Squamata, Colubridae. Gene Ontology annotation, molecular function: protein binding.